AUGUCUUCACCUCUUCAACCUCUUUUCACCACUUGUCCUUUAAUUCUACCUUCACCAUCCACCUCUACUACCGCGCAACCAUUAUUCGUGACCUCACCCAUAGAAGAAGAAGGUUACUCGAAACAUGCAUCUUAUCCCUCCGUACCACCUUCACCACUAAUUGAAACACUGUCAUUUGCAAAAGUGCCUAUCCCCUCCACUACGGUGUCGACUGAUUCCGAAGCUUUCUCUUCAUCGGAUUGGACGGAUUCAAGAAGAAGAAGUGGUACUACUUCACCCUCUUUAAUCACUUGCUUAUUCCAAUCAGCAUCAAUCAUGAAUCCCAACGACAACAACAACAAUAAGAAUAAUAGAAAAACCGAUCCGUCACCCAAUAGGAACGGCUCGAAACCAAUUCUGAGAAGGGACUUAAUGUCAACAAGUGCAUCGGAAGAUAAUAGAGAUAAUCAUUAUCCUUUCCAUCCUUCAACCGAUUCCGGUUUCGGCUUAGGUAUCUCAAAAUUACCCUUGCAAGAUACGGAAUCAGAAAUACCCGUUUUACCCGCAUUGAAGAAAAGACCAUCGGUAUUGACUUUUGCUGUAUCUUCACCCAGAGCAGGACCUUCACGUUCGACUUCAGUUUCACCCACCUCCACUUCGUCAUACGCCAACGCCAAAUUACCUAGAAGUCCAUGUGUUAAACCUAAUUGGGGUAAAGUGAAAGGCAGAGUGGAAAAUGAAGAAAUUGAAGAAGAGGAAGAGAAUGAUAAUGAUAAUGAUGAUGGCGAUGAAGAGAAUUACAUGAUCGAUUCACCUUUACCUAUACCUGGAUGUGGUCAAGAUGAAAGUGAAGAAGAAGAUGAAGGUUAUGUGGAAGAUGAAGAAGGCGGUUUCACUUCCGAUGAAGAAGAAAAUCAUCAUGAAAUGAGAAGUAAACCAUCUUGGGCAGAUAUAAGUUGGACAAAUGAGUAUGUGAACAAUACACCUAAAAGGAGAUCAGCCAAUAUCGAUCAAAUGGAAUAUCCAACUUCGACAGAUGAUUGUGCGAUAACAACUACAUCGAUGAUUGGACAUGGACGUGUCACCAGUCCAUCAUCAAAUUUAAGGGGAAGGAAAGUAUCAAUUUCAAUAGUAGCCAAUACCAAACCAUCUUCGUCAAGAUGUACGAGGCAUAGAUCACCUCCACCACCCAUCAGAGCUUCUACAAUAUCAGUAGCACCUCCAGCUGCAAGAUCACCUUCUGCAGCUGACUUAUGCCGUCGUAGAGGUUCAGCAUCUAUCGAAAGAUCAGAUUCUCAAAGAAUCAAAAGAGGUUGGAAAUCCGAUGAUCAUUCUUUAUUACCUGAUUCAAUUUACAAUCAGAAUCAGAAUCAAAUUCAAAAUCACAAUUGCAAUCGAAGAGGAAUGUCCAGUAGACCAAUUAUCUCACAUACCAACUCGUUUCAACUUCCUUCAGCAUCCGCUUCAACGUCAACGUCAACGUCAAACACAAAUAUAGAGAGAAAAGGUAGUUUGCCAACUACUCGAUCGGAGAAAAAUAGACAAACAUCAUCGAUAUUGAAAAAACAACAUCACAAUCCAUCUUCAAUUCCAAUGCAAAGAUCUUCAGGUCAAACUAAUAAAAUACCACCUAAAACUCCUCCAUUAGAUGUUGUAAAAUGUCCCACUUCAACAACUUUAAAUAAAUUGUCCAGAACAGGUUCAGCGCCCGUUCAAUCCACGAUAACCAAAAAUGGUGCCGGUAAUAAUCAUCACGAUGGUCAAAUGUUAGAUAUCAUAGAUGGGAAUUGUCAUUUCGCCAGAAGUGCGAUAGGUUAUGAAGAAGAAGAAAUGGCUAUUGCACAUGCUAAUGGUCAUGGUCAUGGACAUGGACUUGGACAUGGACAUGGACAUAAUAGAGGAAUAAGAGUCAUUUGA
Molecule: messenger RNA, 1896 nt
Organism: Kwoniella shivajii
Lineage: Eukaryota; Fungi; Basidiomycota; Tremellomycetes; Tremellales; Cryptococcaceae
Exons: 1
Coding region: 1-1896 (631 amino acids)
Source: RefSeq, a predicted model, not a curated record